AUGAACUUGUUAUUGCUAUUUUUAUUCACUUUUGUUGUUUCAAAUGGAUCAGCGCUGAAGUUUCUGGUCUACAAUCCCAAAUUUGGAGGUAGCCACACUUUGUUCAUGGGGAAACUGGCUGAUGAGAUCGCUGGAGCUGGUCAUGAUGUUGUAAGUUGAAGUCUUAUGUUGUUUUAGGUAUUUUUGAUGUUUUUCUUUGUAUUUUUAAUAUUUUAGGUAUUUGUUUUCUAUUUUAUUACCUAUUGUUAACUUUUGAUUUAUGAAAAACUGUUUUAUCUUGGAUUUUACCUAAAAUUAGUAAAAAACUUGUUUCAAGCCAUUCCUUAUCUAAAGUUCUGUAUUUUAAUAAAUUUUGUUGUUGUUUAGGUAGUUGUUCAAACAAUUAUUGAUGGAAACAUUACUUUUGCUGGACAUACGAACAAAAAAGUUCGGCUUAUUGAAGUCCCAGUAAAAACUUCCAUCGCUGCUGUGGGCAGCAAGAUGAAGGAUAUGUGGACGUCGGAACAAACUGGUGUAAGAUGGUUUAGAUUGUGGAAUUACCUUGUGUCUAGCUUGAUAUAGGCUUGAUAUUUGAUUGUUUCGUUGUUUUUGGUUUAGUUUUAGCUAGUUUUGUCUUGAUUUUGAUCGAAUUUCUUUGAUUUUCAUGAAGUUUUGAUUAUUAUUAACUACCUUUGUUCUUUUUUUGACAAGUUUUAGGUAACAUUUUGCUAUUUUUGUUGUCUUUCACCUUUAGGUAACAAUCUGACGCUUUUACUCAUUUAGGACAUGGGAAUGAUGGGUCGAAUGUUCCGCGACGCUUGCUUAGAGCUUUACAACAACAAGGAUGUUAUCCAUGAGUUGAAAGGCGAACAUUUUGAUGUUGGAAUCGGCGAAUGGUUUGAUGUUUGUGGCCUAGGACUUUUUAAAUACGUUGGAAUCGAGAAAUGGAUCACAGCGUUCGGAUCGGCCGUUCCACUUCAAUUCAUGUCGGUUUUGGGCGUUCCACCGGCCGUCAGUUUCGUGCCUGGACUGUUUAUGCCGAGCAUGGGGCAUGGCAUUGUUAGUCGUGCGAAGGACAUUUUUGGAUUUGUUAUGGGCGACAAAGUCGUCUUCCCAAGUUUCUUGGGCACGACCGCUGAAGCUUACAAGGUUUUUGCGGAGAAUUUGGACUACAAAGUAAUUUGAUUGGACUAUAGUGGCUAGUUUCACUGGACUAUGGGGAUAUUAUGAUGGUUUUUGGGGCUUUGUAGGAGGGAUAAAAAGUUGCUUUAUAUAAUUAUAAGGUUGAUUUUUGAAGGAAGAAAAGGAAAAUAAUGAUAAAAAAUGUAGUUUAUCUGGACUAUAAGGCUGAUCUUGGCAUUGGAAGGGCUGGCGUUGGCUUUUAGAGUCGUUAUUUGGACUAUUUUUUAAAAACUGGCGUGAAAGAGAAGUCUAAAGAUGGGCUUUGAUAUAAUGUAAGAAAAUAUAGGUAAAAAAAUUGUUUUUAAAAGCUAUGUUCGAGUCAAAAUAACUGUAAGGCUACUAUAACAUGGAUAAGAAAGACUAAAUUUAAAAAACAUUUUUUUCAAAAUUAAACUUUUUUGAAAUUCAAGAAAUUUAAUUUAACCUCUAUUUUUACCCCUAAUUGUAAGCUCAUCUGACCUCAUUCUAGGACCUAAUCGCCAACAGCUCCUUCAUCUGGGUCAACACCGAUGAGUACGUGGACUUCCCACGCCCAAUCUCUCACAAAUAUGUUAACAUUGGAGGCUUCGGAAUGAAGAAGGCUUUGUCCAAGAUCAAUGCUUUGGAGCCCAAAUAUCAGCAGAUUUUCCAAAAAGCAAAGAAAGGUGUGGUUUACAUGUCAUUUGGAUCUGUGGCUCAGAGUGCUUGGAUGCCUCGGGAGAUGAAAAAUAACAUUUUGGAGGCUUUCAACGAGUUCCCUGAUGUUCAGGUAGGAAUUUUGAGUUUUUUAGUUGAGGAGGGGCUUGGAGUUUGAUUUUUAGUUUUUUUUGGCGAUGUAUUUUUUAUGAGGGGUAGAUUUCGAAUUUUUAGUUGGAAACGGCAUGGACGUUGAUUUUUGCUUUUUUGCGCAGGGUAUUUUUUAUGAAGGGGCGGAUUUUGAGUUUUUUAGUUGAAGAGUGGCAUGGAGUUUGAUUUUUAGGGUAUUUGCGCGGGGUAUUUUUUAAGAUUUUUUGGGGUGGAUUUUACAAUUUAAAAAAUUUUUUUGUUUUUUAAAUGAAUUUUAAAGUUCUUGUGUAAAAAACAUAAUUUAAAAAUAAACUUUCAACAACAACCCUACCUAAUCACAUUUACUCAAAAACUUCCAAAAUUAGUCAAAAAUCAAUGAAACGUAAAAUAAGAUAAGGCAGAUGUUUUUCUCAAAAAAAUGUUUGCGAAUUGCUAUCAGGAAACGUGAUUAACUUCAUUCAUCACAGAUGAAGUGAUAAGAAUAGGCAUGUGAACAUAUUAUAAUAUUUUAAAAUUUGUUGUUGAGUUUGGAGUGAUAAGAGCGAAGGUAUGAUAGAUACGAUAGGCUGUAUGAUAAAUAAAAUACGAAAAUAGAUUUUUUUCUUGAUGUACAGGAUUUUUAUGUUGUAGGCCUAAAUGGGGGAUAGAGUCAAACGAAGGCCUCAUGGGGCUCAGCUUAGGUCUUACAACGAAAGAUAUUACUUGCAAAAAGUGUAAAACAAUUACAGUUUUAACCUACACUUAUAUUACCUUGUUUCAGUUCAUCUGGAAAUACGAAAAUGAGACCGAGAACAUUGCUGCCAAGUACUCGAACGUUCACACCGGCAAAUGGCUGCCACAAAGAGAGAUCAUCUCACACGAAAAGGCCUUGGUCUUCAUUACUCAUGGAGGUAUGAACUCGAUUACUGAAGCCACUUAUGCUGGAAUCCCAAUGAUCUGCAUUCCAUUGUUUGGAGAUCAGAAUAGGAAUGCUGGAAUGAUCAAGUCUAAAGGGUCAGCUUUGAUUUUGGAAAGGGAUGAUCUUCUGAAGAAGGAUUCUAUCGUCAAGACGUUGAGGGAGUUCAUGGAGGAUAAGAGGUAGUAAAGGGCAAUGAUUGUUUGAAAAGAGGCGAUAUGGCUAGACCUGAUAGGCCCAUUAGGUCUUUCCCUGGACCGGACUUGCACAUGUGGGCUCGAGUGAUAGGGCUUUAACCGCAAAAAAAUUUAAAAUUUAAAAAAAAUUUGAAAUUUUAAAAUUUAAUUUUUCAGCUACAAGCAAAAAGCUCAAGAACUGAGCAAAAUCAUCAAGAACAAGCCAUACUCACCGGAAGAGAGAAUUAUCAAAACGGCCGAAUUUGCAGCUCAAUAUGACGUUCACGAGCAUCUCGAGCUGGCUGGACGCCACAUGAACAUCAUCCAGUACUACAACAUUGACGUCUUCUUUGUGGCUCUAGUCUUGCUCAACAUUCUGAUUGUUGUUUUACUUUUUGUUGGUCUUUUCGUCAAAAACUUGAUCUUCGGUCCGUCGAAGAGGGAAAAGACUGAGUAG
Messenger RNA from Bursaphelenchus okinawaensis, 3454 nucleotides. Lineage: Eukaryota; Metazoa; Nematoda; Chromadorea; Rhabditida; Aphelenchoididae. The record is from the annotation of a GenBank genome assembly.